Danio aesculapii is the source of this 1191-nucleotide messenger RNA. RefSeq names its product EBP like (gene ebpl). The transcript has 4 exons. The coding region runs from base 251 to 883 and encodes 210 amino acids. Gene Ontology annotation, cellular component: endoplasmic reticulum; membrane. NCBI's taxonomy places the organism in Eukaryota, Metazoa, Chordata, Actinopteri, Cypriniformes, Danionidae. The record is from RefSeq and is a predicted model, not a curated record. Gene Ontology annotation, molecular function: cholestenol delta-isomerase activity. Gene Ontology annotation, biological process: sterol metabolic process.
GUUGCCUACAUGUAUUUUUUAGUAAUUAAAUAUCGACAGAAAAAAGUAAAGAGAACUUGUUUAUUGAGUAUAACAUGGCCUAUUGGCGCCAAAACGCACUCUGCUCUCUGACGUGGAUGGACUGAAGUGGAGAGAGUUCAGCGCGAACCAAUGGCAGCACGAUGGGCGGGGCCUGUGGACGUCAUUAUUCAACCCUUCAGAUUCAGCUUGAGAGAGAACUGUUACUAAAAAAGUGCCUUCACUACACAUAAUGGCAGAAUUCGACCAACAGCAUGAUGAACCUGCACUUUUCACUAAAGUAACUGUUUAUUCUCUGCUCGCCUGUGUGGCUCAGUUUGCAGUCGGCUUUGCUUUCGCUCAAAAAUGGGGCAAUAAAUGUUCAACUGUUGACCGGUGGGUCCUCGUGUGGUUAUUUUACGACGCAAUAGUUCAUUUUACUCUGGAGGGACCAUUCGUCUACAUGUCACUUGUUGGAAAUGUGGCAACUUCAGACAAUCUGCUGGCAGAGUUAUGGAAAGAAUAUGGCAAGGCAGAUGAGCGAUGGCUAUAUUCAGACCCGACAAUAGUUUCUCUAGAGCUUCUGACUGUGGUUUUAGACGGUUCAUUGGCCCUACUUCUGAUCUAUGCCAUCAUUAAAGACAAACAUUACAGGCACUUUGUUCAGAUCACACUCUGUGUUUGUGAGCUAUACGGAGGCUGGAUGACCUUCUGUCCAGACUGGCUGAUAGGAAGCCCAAACCUGAACACCAGCAACUGGCUGUACCUGUGGGUCUACCUAGUGUUCUUCAAUGGCAUCUGGGUGCUGGUGCCUGCACUCCUGCUCUGGCAGUCAUGGAAGGAUCUAGGAAGAAUCCAUCAGCAUCCAGAGAAGAAGAACAGAUGAUUCAGAGGAGGACUAAUAAUUAGUAAUCAUCUUUAGAGUCAUUACAUAUUAGUGAUGAUUCUAGAAUUGUGGGUCCAAUUUGCAUCUUUUAGAUAAGCCUUAUGUUAUUUUUUAAAAACCAAAACGUUAAUAAUAACACAUUAUAUCAAGUUUUCAGUUUUUUUUUUAUCUGGGAAAAUAUUCACUAAUUACUCCUAUUUUUUGCCGUCUUGAAUUACACAUUAUGCUAUAAUUGUGAAAUUAGUCUAAUUUUAUAUUUAUGUGUGUGUUUAUUCUACUAAGUAAAAUAAACAUUCGCAUGAAACGUC